AUGUCUACAGACCCACCGCGCACUCCAGAUCACUCGGUUCUGGGUGACUCCUGGGUGGUCGCGUCGACCUCGUCGCUCAAGGAACAAGGCGCGCAGAACGCAACACCCGCCAGCCCAUCAACAGCCACGCACAACAAGGAGCGCAACAAAGAUGGCACGACACCAAAAACAAGAACUGGGUCGCCGGCGGCAUUUUCCUCUGCAGCAAUGUCGGGUCCGGAGCUCAUCAUGCCCUCCAUCUACGAAGUGGCCAUUUCCGAGGCCUCGUGGGUCGCGCCGGGUGUGCGUGCCAAAGAGCAGCCCUCGUCCUUAAGGAAACGGCACAAGGUAUCAUCUUCAGGCGCAGAAUCACCACAGAAACAGCUUCAGCCAAGUGCAUCCGCUAGAAGUUCAGACGCUGGCACGUCUGCUCCGGCUCAAGGCAGGCAUAUGGGUCUUGUCACGAGACUCAUAGCCCUCUGUCGCCAGCUACCGUCUUCGGUCCGCAUGACGAUCAACGUAGUCCUACUCACUCUCGUGCUUCACCUGCUGGUCUUCCCGGAGCUAGUCUAUCAAGUCCGCGACUUAUGCAAGAUCUCCGCGGUUGCGACCCUCUAUUCCAACAGCUGUACAUCCCCCGACCCGAUAUUCUUCCCACCAAGCAACCCCUUUCAGUCCCCCGAAGAAGCCCUCGCAACCUCGCAGAAGAGGCUCGAGUCAAUAUUCGACACCACCCUCGAAACCCUAACCCCACACGCGACCAUUAUCAAACAAAGCGAGAGCACACUUCGUAACCUGCAGGACCAGGUGAAGGCCGUGUUUCCGGGUGCCAAACAUGCUCUCGAUCUUGAGUUUCAGGGCAGUGAUCAGGCCGUGCGGGCAGCGGCCUGGGAGUUUGACUCCUUGCGGGCAGACCUACGCUCUGCGGUCGAUAGUUUGCUCGCAUCGCCCCCAACCUUGGAAUCUGGUGGCUCUAUCGCGCGAGACACGCGCCUGGUGACACAACUCCGACGCAAAGAGCAGUAUCUUGACCGACUGCGCGCGCAGAUAUUAACCAAGGCCGAUUCACUUGCCAGCCGGUUGGCCACGCUGGACGACCACCUAGAAGCAAUCGAGGGCAUCGUGACUCGCGAGCAGCGUACUGCCAUUCUUCAUCCCUCAACAGACGGGUCUGGUAAUUUGCUCGGGCCUCUCAAUUCAAUCAUGGACACGCUCCACGGGUCAUCCCUGGGUGCAUUCUUCGUCCGUGGAUCGAUGUCCUCAUCUCCGGACUCAGCGUCUAGUCCGUCGCCCCUCACGAUCCGACAGCUGCUGCGCCAGGCUUUGGUCCUCCACCGCCCUAUUGCGGACUCGGUGCAGCGCCUGUCACGUCAGUUGCGUGCAGGGUCUCGUCGCCAAUCCGAGCCCACAUGGUGA
Messenger RNA from Penicillium lagena, 1395 nucleotides. RefSeq lists its product as uncharacterized. The record is from RefSeq and is a predicted model, not a curated record. NCBI's taxonomy places the organism in Eukaryota, Fungi, Ascomycota, Eurotiomycetes, Eurotiales, Aspergillaceae. The transcript has a single exon. The coding region runs from base 1 to 1395 and encodes 464 amino acids.